Amoebophrya sp. A25 is the source of this 2198-nucleotide messenger RNA. The record is from the annotation of a GenBank genome assembly. Lineage: Eukaryota; Dinophyceae; Syndiniales; Amoebophryaceae.
AUGUCAGCCCUACGAGCAAUGUUUGACCUGAUACUAAACUUUUGUUCUGUAGGGAAUUUAUUACGGGAUCAGGGACACACACACACACACACACACACUGCAGAAAACAGUGCUGCCGCCGCAGCAGGUGGCGCAUCAACAGUACUGAAAAAGCCCCAAGAAUUGCCAUGGUGGGACAAUGUUAACCUCGAUGGGAAGCCUCAGCAGUAUUGUACAAGGAUGAUCGGCGAAUGCAAGAGGAUAUUUUGUGUCCCUCAGACGGACAUGCGAUGGGAGAAGCCUGUACUUUGGGACCUGUCAAGAUUUGAGGUGGUGUAUGAGACGAAAGGUACUAUAAGUAUUUUUAAGUACUACUCCUAACUUGCUUAAAAUGCUGAUGGAGGUCUAUGAGACGUAGUGUCUACUAUAGCUUGAAGUCUCUCGUAUGAGACGAAAGGUAAUGCCAGAGGGUUUUUAUUGAUUCGAAGCACUUUUCUUUUUAUUCAUUCGUUGGCCUAUUCUAGUACUCUAACUAUGCUUCUUUAUUCCGUUAUUGUCUUACUGGAAACCAGCAGUAGCACUCAGCAAAGGAAAAAGGAAAGAGGAGUAGAGAAAGAAGCCGUACCUGCAAAACAGUGCACAUCUAAUUAAACGGUCUUUCAUACCCCAUGAAUGGGUACACUACUACUACUACUACAUAUCCAAACCUGCGUAACAUCUAAAUCUCCUUUCAGGCAUGGACAAGGAUUCGAAAUUACGCAAGGACUGUGAAGAACAGAACUUAGAGGGUAUCCGUUUUGAAGUGAAUAUUCCAGAAAAAUUUCCGAUGGUGCCACCUAUGGUCCGAGUUUUGCAUCCGAAGAUUCAAGGAGGAUUCGUCUUUCGUAGUGGUAAGUACUAGUAUAAGUAUAAACUUUACCGUUGAGCAGGUUCAUUUUGACUGCCUUCUUCGCAUCCUCAGCGAGAGUUAGGGUAUUCAUCGAAAUAAAACUGAAAUAAGCAAGAAGUAACUCCUGAUCAUCCGAAUAACCGAGACGAGACUGACGAGAAGGAAGAGUAGCCUUGACGUUAUAAGCUACGCCCCUUAUUUCAGUCAGUAUUUAUUGCUUACAACAGGUGCCAUCUGUUUCGAGCUUUUGACCCCAAAAGGGUGGGUCACGACGAUGGGGCUGCCCUCAGUCGCUGUUGCGUUGAUUGGCCUAUUCGCGGAUCCGACUCAUCCUGCGCGAGUAGAGAAGGUGGGAAAGGAUUUGAGGACGAUUCCGGAUUACACUUAAGACGACAUGGAUUCAAUCAUUCUUCUGUUUAAAAAGACCACUAGACUAGUAGUGCUUAUACUAUAUUAAUUCGGGUAUUACUAUAUUGACUCGGGUAUUCAACUAGUGCUUAGAGGACUAUAAUUCGGGUAUUGAAUAUUCGACGCGGAUUUAAUGACGAUUUUUCGGGUAUAGUGCUUAGACUAUAUUAAUUCGGGUACUUAUUCAAUCAUUCGUAGUUUCUUUUCCACGGAAAGUGUGGAUACUCAGACACAACUGUAAGUUGUACCUGUAGAAAUUCCUGUAGGUUGAACUUGAUGCACGACUUUGCCUAAAAAUCAUUCGAAUUAUAACAUUGAUUUCAGUGCACUUCGUUCUGCUCAAUGUAGUCCACAGCGAUCAUUUUCAUUUCUCUCUCUCUACAAAAAACAAGGAGUUUCACACAACUUGUAGUUUCUCAGAAGUUUUUCUUCUAAUAUUCACGAGAAGCGGCUGAAAAAGAGGUGCAGCAUAUCAUCAAAGCACACGAUGGCGGUUCCUCAUGGGGACAAAAAAUCAAAGAUAUGAAAAGCUAGCUGAAUUGCGGCACUGUAGUCUUCGGACCAUGAUACAUGAAUGAAGAGCAGGGAAGAUAGUAAGUAUUUCUGACAGAUAGAAACCCUUUCGGCCACCACGCUCCUUAUAGUAUAUGGUUAUAAAGAUCGGAAGAAGUUCUGACACAAGCUACGCGCACUGGUGAUACGCUGAAAGCAGUCACGAAAUCAGUCGCAGCCCUCUUUCUUUACAGUUCCAGUUAAGAUAGAUAUCGUAAAAGAGUCACAGGCUUGAACUAUGACAACCCGCUUCGUCCCCAAUGCCUUUCCCUAAGAUUCCAAACAUGAGAACCUGUGAAAACUCGAACAUCUAAUAAAUCAUUUUUCCGAGAAGAUCAAUGCGUUCUGCUAGAAGAUCAUCGUAAGUCAC